AUGUCCUGUUUCACAUACAGCACACUUGUUAUUUCACCAAAGAAAGAGAACUCACAAAACAGCAUGACCGAAAAUGAGCUUUACUCUGAGAGUUGGACACCUCUCUCAAGAGAUUCCUUGUCCUUGGGCGAAUGCUGUGACUUUGAGGCUGAGAAUCUGCUUAUGUGUGAGAUGGCCAGAUCAGUGCACAGUAAGGGUGUGUCUGUAGCUCAUAACAUUGCUGCUGGGGAUGACAUCAUGGGUGAUGAUGAGGACAACAAUACUUAUUGUGACCUCCAAGAGAAGAUGGCAGACAUUGACGUUGGUGUUGUUGAGUCAAACAUUGCCAGUUGGAGAUCCAUCCAGGAUCUUUCAGAGGCAGGAGGGGGCGAGGAUGAUGCAAAUAACCUUCAAAAUCCAGACAACAAUCCAAUUAUUCAUUGCAGUUCUGAAAGGAGUCUGGUGGCAUCGUGGAAUGAUCCAGAAAAAAUGUGCACACCUAUGAUUUUGAGUGGUUCAUCCAAACUUAUGUUGAAUAUGCUUUCAGAUAAUGGAAAGGACGUGAAAGAUCAGACUAUGAACACAGACUUUAACAUUCCAGAGGACACACGCAGAGAUGAAAGUGAUGAAAUAUCUUCCAAGCAGAUGCCCCAGGAUGUACAGUCUUGUCAAGGACCUGAGAAAGUUUCAACUUCAGACAUUUCCAAAGUUGACAUUUCUGAAUCUACAACACCAAUUACUAAAACAGUAAUUUCAGAAAAUCUUGGUCCCGUUUUAGAUCAAUAUCAUACAAACUUAGCAAACACUAACUCUGUCCAUGAAAACAAGCUCAUAUUCAACUUACAAGGAGGAUCAUUCGGCACAUUUACCCCCAGAAAGAAAUCAACCGAAUUAAAGAUUGCUAGUUCCUCAGAAGCUACAAAACAACAUAAAGAGACACCUUUAAGUUCCAAUGACAAGACUCCUGAAGCUGUAGGAGAAAAAGUAAAGCAACCAGAGGCAAAAAUAAAAAAUGAAGAGCUUAAUGAUGAAGGUAAAACAGCUGUCAAACAACUCCAUGGGCAAGAAACUACAACUGACCCCAAAAAUCAGAAGAGAGCUGAAAUUAUCUCACAUAGUGAAGACGACAAGGUAAUAAAAACAUGUCAGAAGAGAGAGGUACAAGACUUUACAGAUAAUGUUCCUCUUCUGGAGAUCAACAAACAACUUUCUGAUGCUGAAAGAGAUGAUGGAACGCCAAAAAAAACUGUGCAAAAUGCUAAUUCAAGUCAUGGCACCAAACCAAAGGUAUUGUGUGCCCUUGAAAACAACAAAGCAGAUUCAGGCUCAAAGGAUAAAAAAGAGAUCCAGUGCAAAGAGAGGGAAAUUGAAACUACAGCGAGUCAGUCAAAAGAGAUGAUGCAAAAAGAGGAUGUCUCUAUAGCAGAGAAACCCGAAUCUGUUCAAACCCAAAAACAAUCAAUUUUUCACUCCCCUGACUCUAGCUUUAUUGAUCCCAGAGAGUCUGUGGUCCCAACAAAAACAACAGUCCUUACAAAGCCUUAUGCUCAAGAAGAUCUUUCAGACAGUGUAGCUGGUUUGAGAGAAAGCACAAGAGACAUCAAUGACAAUCAUGUACGGCGCUGUCUAGCACUCAAGGAGGAGGACCUUUCUACCCCUAUACAGGAGUCACAGCCUACACAGGACGCCUUCGAAACAUCUGCUGUCUUCUCACACAUUCAGCAAGCUUCAGACAAACCCAUCCAGCCUGACCCUCGCCCUCUUCAAUCCACCAGAAUUAGCAGAAGGGAAUACUCAGCUUGGGAAUCAGAACAAACACCAACUUUGCUUCCUAUUCAAGACACAUGCCAUCAUGAGGGUAACAGAACAAACCAUGCCAAGACAUGCAGACAUGAAAACCCUCUAGUGUGUAAAGGACACCUAAAAGAGCUGUCCCAACCAACAACAUCUAUCGGACAAAGAGACAGUACUUGUGCUCAGAGAACGUUGAAUCAGUCAGAUGAGAGGGAGCUCCUACCAUACAUCAGUCCAAGACCAGACUACUUGGCAAAAACUCAACAGGCGCAUGCAGAGCGACACAGUAAAGAACAAGAUGUGUGUCCAAUUAGCUACAGAUCAAAAGGCUCUGAUGACGUGGGUCUCUCCUUCAAAAACAACAUAUGUUUAGGUAAUGAAACGGAUAGUGAUGGUUCGGUUCCCGCGCUAGAGGAACCCAGUGGACCCAUGCUAAGACCCUCAAACCCACAGUUACCAUAUUCUCCUGCGGAUGAAUCAGUGAGCAAAGCUAAGCAGAGUCGAAGUGAGAAAAAAGCACGUAAGGCGAUGUCAAAGCUUGGGCUGAAACAGAUCCAUGGAGUGACACGCAUCACAAUUCGGAAAUCCAAGAACAUCCUCUUUGUUAUCAGCCGUCCAGAUGUGUUCAAAAGUCCUGCAUCAGAUAUUUAUAUAGUGUUUGGAGAAGCCAAGAUCGAAGACCUGUCACAGCAGGUACACAAGGCAGCGGCAGAGAAAUUUAAGGUUCCCCUCGACCCCUCACCUCUGCCGUCUGACAUCACACCAAGUCUGACCAUAAAGGAAGAGAGUGAGGAAGAAGAGGAGCUCGACGAGGGAGGGCUUGAGCAGAGAGAUAUUGAGUUGGUAAUGGCACAGGCUAAUGUGUCUCGAGCUAAAGCUGUCCGUGCAUUGCGUCACAAUAAGAACGACAUCGUCAACGCCAUCAUGGAGCUGACCAUGUAGAAGAGGAUUAGACAUCUUCUCCCUUUUCGUGUUUUCCCUUAAAGGGACAGUUCACCCAAAAAUGAAAAUUCUGUCAUCAUUUACUCACCCUCUAGCUGUUCCAAACCUGUAUAAAUGUCUUUGUUCUGCUGAACACAAAGAAAGAUAUUUGAAAGAUUGUCAGUAACCAAACAGAUCUGACCCCCCAUUUAUUGCCAUAGUAGAGAAAAUAAAUACUAUGGGAGUCAAUGGAGGAUGAGAUCUGUUUGGUUACUGACAUUCACCCAAAUAUCUUUCUUUGUGUUUAGCAGAACAAAGACAUUUAUACAGGUUUGGAACAAUCUGAGGGUGAGUAAAUGAUGACAGAAUUUUCAUUUUUGGGUGAACUGUCCCUUUAAGUAAUGCUGCUAUAUUGCACCGCCCAAAUUCCUGCUGAAAUAAAUCUGUUACAACCAGAGCUGCUCGUUUCCCAACAUUGUCUCGAGUCUCAUCCAUGCACCUUAUAGAAAAAGUGGCAAUCUAUACAAUCGUCAUAUGUUUUAAACAUUUAAUAUUGCCUCAAUUGCUCAGUUGGUAGAGCAAAUGAUUGUAGAAAUAAAAGCUGAUAUCCUCAAGAUUGUUGGUUUGAAUCUGACUUCAAUUUUUUUAGAAUAUCCACAGGUUAUAUCCUAUUUUUCAAACACAAGUGAUAAAUUGUACACACACCAGAUGACGCUGCAAAUACAUUAAAAUUAAGACUCGUGAUUUAAAAAGAAGCUUUGGUUUUGUGUGGGUGUAAUGAUUAUGAUCAGCAAAGUAGUGUCACAGAUUUUCUCAUUAAGUGGAUUUAAAGGGAUAGUUCACCCAAAAAUGAAAAUGUUGUCAUCAUUUACUCUUUCUCAAGUUGUUCCAAAUCUGUGUAAAUGUCUUUGUUCUGCUGAACACAAAGAAAGAUAUUUGGAAGAAUGUUAGCAACUGACAUUUCUGGGGCAUGAUUGAUUACCCUGGUAGGAAAAAUACUUGUAUAUUUUUUGUUCUGUUUAACACAAAAGAAGAUAUUCUGAGGAAUUUAGGAAAGCAAAAAGUUAUGGGGCACCUUUGAAUACCAGUUAAAAAUUUCUACUAUGGUAGUCAAGGAUGUCCCAGAAACGUCAGUUGCUAACAUUAUUCCAUAUGUCUU
This is a messenger RNA of Triplophysa rosa, 3853 nucleotides long. RefSeq names its product NAC alpha domain containing (gene nacad). Gene Ontology annotation, biological process: protein targeting to membrane. NCBI's taxonomy places the organism in Eukaryota, Metazoa, Chordata, Actinopteri, Cypriniformes, Nemacheilidae. The record is from RefSeq and is a predicted model, not a curated record. Bases 1 to 2715 code for a protein of 904 amino acids. The transcript is spliced from 8 exons. Gene Ontology annotation, cellular component: cytoplasm; nascent polypeptide-associated complex.